Molecule: messenger RNA, 171 nt
Organism: Dentiscutata heterogama
Lineage: Eukaryota; Fungi; Glomeromycota; Glomeromycetes; Diversisporales; Gigasporaceae
Source: the annotation of a GenBank genome assembly
GAAUGCAGUGAACAUAAGGUUAAUAGAAGAGGAGAACUUCCACAAAUUAGAAGAAAAUGACUCAAUCAAAAUCCUUGGUUUCCACAUUAACACAAAAGGACUCCCAGAAAAGAAUCUAUGGAAGAACAUGAUCCAAAAAAUCAAAGAUGCAGUAGCUGCAAUGAACAAUAG